CGGUUUGACGCGACUGCGCUUGCUCAGACAUAUACCUGGAAACCUCCAACAUGGCGGCGAGAGGCCAUGUGCAAGAUCCUAAUGACCGAAGACUCAGACCCAUUUACGACUACCUGGACAAUGGCAACAACAAGAUGGCAAUCCAGCAGGCUGACAAACUGCUGAAGAAACACAAGGACCUGCACUGUGCCAAGGUGUUGAAGGCGAUAGGUAUGCAGCGAACAGGGAAGCAAGAUGAGGCGUUUAACCUGGCCCAGGAGGUGGCCACCCUGGAGCCUACUGAUGACAACUCUCUACAGGCUCUAACUAUUCUGUACCGAGAGAUGCACCGCCCUGAGUUGGUGACUAAGCUGUAUGAAGCUGCCGUCAGGAAGGUUCCUCUCAGUGAGGAGUAUCACUCUCAUCUGUUCAUGGCCUACGCCCGUGUUGGAGAUUACAAGAAGAUGCAGCAGGCAGGGAUGGCGUUGUAUAAGAUCGUUCCUAAAAACCCCUACUACUUCUGGUCUGUCAUGAGUCUGGUCAUGCAGGCCAUCUCGGCACAGGAUGAGAAGCUUGCCCAGACCAUGUUCCUGCCCCUGGCUGAACGCAUGGUGGAAAAGAUGGUCAAGGAGGAGAAAAUUGAGGCGGAGGCUGAGGUGCAGCUGUAUUUUAUGAUCCUGGAAAGACUGGGGAAGUGUGUUGAGGCUCUCAACAUGGUCCGUGGUCCUCUGGGAGAGAAGUUGACCAGUGAGUUGCAGAGCAGGGAGAACAAGUGUAUGAUGAUGUACCAACGAUUACAGCUAUGGCCUGAAUGCAACGCUCUGUCUUACAAGCUUCUGCUCAAAAAUCCUGAUGAUUGGCAGUUCUAUCUUUCCUAUUUUGACUCUCUCUUCCAUCUGAUGGACAUGUCCUGGAGCCCAUCAGAGGAAGGACAGCACUGUGUGGAGGGUCAUGUGACAACCACAGUGGCGGAGGCGGUGAAGUUUGUAGUGGACAGGAUGGCGGAGGAGGACAAGAAGGACUCUCGUCCGCUUAGAGGACCGUACAUGGCUUGUCUAGAACUCAUCCACAGACUCCGACAGAGAGGCUGCCCUGAUGACAAAGAGCUAGGUGAUCCAUUGGAACUGAUGGUUCAGUUCUUCGGGAAGUUCGGUGACAAACCGUGUUGCAUUACUGACCUGAAGAUAUAUCUACACCUGUUGCCCCCUGAGCAACACACACAGUUCAGAAACCGUCUCGAGGAGUUGGUUCCGUUGGGGGAAGCGGGGGAGGACGGCUUCCGGUUUCCCGGGGACACCAAGGCAUUGCAGAGACACCUGUGUGUGUGUCAGCUGAGCCGGGCACUGGGGCUGCAGCACGCCCUGGACACCGAAGGCAAACUGAGCCUCAUCGCCCAACUCAAAGCCCACUACCACCACGGACUGCGCUUUCGAAAGUCGUGUCUAAAAACAGAGCUCCAGUUCUCUGAUAUGUACUGUCUCAUGGCUGCUCACGUCUACAUUGACCUCUGGACGGAAAAUGGUGAUGAGAACAUGCUCUGGCAGUGUCUAGGAUUAUUAGAGGAGGGUUUGUCCUUCAGUCCCUCCAACGCCCAGUUCAAACUGCUCCUGCUGCUGCUCUUCUGCCGCCUGGGAGCCUUCCAGCCUGUGGUGGACCUGUACUCCAGCCUGGAUGCCAAGCAUGUCCAGCACGACACCAUUGGGUAUCUGUUAACUCGUUACGCCGGCUCGUUGGGCCAGUUUGCUGCAGCCUCCCAGUCCUGCAACUUCUCCCUCAGGUUUUUCCACUCCAACCAGAAAGAUACCUCAGAGUACAUCAUCCAGGCCUAUAAGUAUGGUGCUUUUGAGAAGAUCCCAGAAUUCAUAGCGUUUAGGACCCGGCUUAACCAGUCGCUGCACUUUGCUCAGGUCCGCACAGAAAGGAUGUUACUGGACCUGUACACCGAAGCUGACAUUACAUUGAGCCUGGAGGAGAGUGUGAAGGCCAUGGGUGUGUGUGCUGAGGAGGAGGACAUUCCCUGGGACAACAUGAGGGAUAACCGAGACCUGACUGUCCUCGUCAGCUGGGACCCCAAGGAUAGGGAGCUGACGGAGGAGCAUCGUCGCCUAUCUCUAGAAGAAGAGUCGGUCUGGUUGAAGGUUCGAUCUCUGACGCUCCGCCUCCUCGCUUCAUUGGCUCUGCUCGGACACGCUCCCUCACCACGAAACUCAGAUAAGACCAAUGAGAAUGGUGUGACGACCAAAAGCUCCACCCUCCAGAACCUCCUGUCCCAGCUAGACCAAACGCUACAGACGGCAGCCCGGAUUACAGAGAAACAGACAAAGUACCCGUUCCUGGGCCCUCCCUCGUCCCGCCUGGCCUCCGCUCUGUCUAGUGGCAGCUGUCACUGUCAGGCCUCUGCUCUGCGUCUGUCACUGACUCUACAAGAACUAGAGACCGCUGGACUGGAUGACUCGUCGGAACUCCAAAGCCAGAUCUGUAACACCUUUAAAUCCAUAGUAGUACAACUGCAGGAGAUGCUGUCUCGAUGUAAAGGGGAAGUGUUGGAGAUGAAAGACAGGCGACUGAAGACCCAACCCUCCUUACUAGAAACGCUAGUCUUUUUCCUUGAGACGGUGUGUGUGGUACUCUGGGUGGCCAGUUACUCAGCCAACGUCUUGCGGCCACUCAAGUCCAGCCUACAGAAGAAGAAGAAAAAGAAGAAAGACACCUGCACGGCUAUGCCAGUGGUUCUGUGUGGCUUCCAGGAAUGGACUAGCGGUCUGCAGGGUGUUGUGACCCAGGCUCUGGACCACGUGAAGGCCCAGGAAGCACAGCUGACAACCCUCAAACUAGCAGCCCUCACCUUAGAGGAAGGAGACCAGCAGACACAGGAGGAGUGUGGGUUCACCCGGGUUGCCAUGGACAAGGUUCAGAGUAGUUACCUUGGCUCGCUGCAGGAGCUGGGAGACCUACUAAGGAAGAGAGCAGAUUCGCUGAAGAGCCUCAAGAUAUGACCCGUAACACUCGGCCAUCGUCAUGCCUGACCACCACCAUUAUACUGUCAAUCAUCUUAUUUCACGCCCACCUCAAGCCUCCCCCAUUCCACUUGAAGGAGAGUUGCCUGCCACCAACACACCCUUGCUUUUACAUCUUUCCCUUCUCUCUCCCAUUUCUCUCUCCCUUACUUUUCCUGGGUUUCUCUUUCUAUAAUAACACAGGAUUCUCUGUCUCCCAUUUUUCACCCUGUGAAGCAUUAUUACUCUCAAUGCAGAACCACACAUCUCCAUCAUAUUGUGAUAACAUCACAGGAAAGCUCCAACAUACUAGAGCCAUAAGCAAUUUUAGAUGAACUACUCCAAUAAAUGAUUGUACAUAGUCUGAAGACAACAGAAUAUCAAAUAUCACAUCAACUCCUUGACGGAUCCUGAAUGAGCCACUUUUCCCCAUUAGUUACCAAUGGACUCCUCACUUCCCCAAACUGAUCGCGAAGCCCAAGUCUGGACACUGCGAAUAUGCCUCACUUACUGUAUUAAAGUUAGGACUGCUGGACUGAGAUGGUUAGCUGUUCCAACAUGCAAGGAACGCCUGAAACCAUGUCAACGGUUUGUUUCAAGAAUGCACAACGCUGUAAUGCUGAAGAAGGCUGCUGUAAGUUCAGACCUUUCCGUCAGCUACCCAAGAAACCAUGUGACUGCGCUCCUCUCUGAGCAGCCAAUGGCUGAAGGAGUCAAUGAAGAGUUGGGGAGAACGGAAGACUGCCUGGAUGGUCCUCCUCGUUGAUCUGCCCUCGGGCGUGGUGAACCCAUCACGCAACUCCCCCCAUCCCAUGCCUGCUUGAUUUCAGCCCUCAAUCCCAGACUCUGUUUUUACUUGUUCCUUUUUCUUUAUAAUUUCUCAGUUUGUCUUUCUGUUCAUUAGUUUGAAACCCUGUCUGUAGUUACUGGAAAGUACAAACUCAAAAACAAUAACAUUAGAAUACCUGAAAAUCUGAAAAUGCAUACAAUACUUGAAUGUAUUUCUAGAUUUUUUUUUUUCUGGAUCUUUGUAAAGUAUGGGUGUCUCUGUGGUGUGCCUGGUGUAGUUACUGAGACAGUCAGUGGAUGGAUGGUUUUACCUUGGUAAGAAACCUGAGAAAUCUACAACCUACUGUUAGUGUUGUAGCAGACAAUGGCUAAAAUCCAAAGAUUUCUAAAUUGUGAUGUAGACAAAACAACGAAGUUGUCAGGUUCCAAGGAGAAUGGGAUGGGUGAUUAAGAAGUAAUUUGUUCUGGGAGAGACCUAGUAGCUCUGUCUUGUCUAUUCGGGGUGUCUGUAUUCUUUGGUCCUGUCUUGUCAACAGUUAAGGGAGCUGCUCUGAGUGCCCCAUAAUUCAUUUCACUAUCACAAUGUCUUAACUAAUCCAGUCACAUGUGUAUAAUUAUAUACCAAAAACAUGGACCAGUUGCCAUGUCAUUUUACAUCUGAUAACAUACAGGGAAGGGAGGCUAGUAUCAGACAGCAAUGUACAUUUAGUAGCAUUGUGGAAAGUUCCAGUAGACAUGCUUGUCUAAUGUACAGCAGGGUUAACUGACUCAACUAGAACUAUUUCAGCCAUCCAGAAGUGUUCAUCCUCUUUCUAAUAAUGGACAAAUUCAGAUCUGGGAAACCAGGUGUGAUGUUUACCACCAGGUACAAAAAGUCUCAGACCUCCAGGAACAGAGUUGAAUGGCACUGAUGUGAAGUGAUAUGAAUUGUGUGUUCUGUUCAAGACAUUUCUAUCUGCAGUGUGUUGCAGUGUUUUUAGUUCAUGACCAUGAACAAGUCUGCAGGGGCUGGUUUAAAUAUUUUAUGGCCAAAUUGUUGACUUAAAAUCAGGGCUCAUGGUAUAUAAAUAUUUCUAUACAAUGUGUCUUAACCCAGGUAGCAAACUAGAAUAAGCUACCCCUAAAGGCACCGAAUGGGCACGCAGAGGUUUAAGGUCACAGCCACCAGAGGGCACAAGAAUACCAUUCACUGCAUGCUGAACAAUACAAAUUGUUUUUUUCAGGUUGUAAGUUUAGUUUGUUUAGCUUUCCCUUUUCAGGCAAGACAUGGGCAAGAGGGGAGGAGCAGUUUGAUGAUCCUCCCACAGACACACACAACGCACCCCUCUAAAGAUGACCUAUGGACCAGCCCAAACCCCUGGGAAGAGCGGUGGACGGACCCAUCUACAAGUCAUGUCCUUGUUCAGAGAAGAAAGUGGUUGACAAUCUGGAGUGUCAUCUCAACCAGUCUCAUUCUUUUGGUAGAAAAUGGAAAACAAAACACUGGAAUGUCAAAGGAGUUUUUCUAAAUAAAAUAUAUCAAGGUU
Molecule: messenger RNA, 5290 nt
Organism: Esox lucius (northern pike)
Lineage: Eukaryota; Metazoa; Chordata; Actinopteri; Esociformes; Esocidae
Gene: naa25
Product: N-alpha-acetyltransferase 25, NatB auxiliary subunit
Exons: 23
Coding region: 51-2975 (974 amino acids)
Biological process (GO): N-terminal peptidyl-methionine acetylation
Cellular component (GO): NatB complex; cytoplasm
Molecular function (GO): protein-N-terminal amino-acid acetyltransferase activity; protein binding
Source: RefSeq, a predicted model, not a curated record